Molecule: messenger RNA, 1696 nt
Organism: Empidonax traillii (willow flycatcher)
Lineage: Eukaryota; Metazoa; Chordata; Aves; Passeriformes; Tyrannidae
Gene: SKAP2
Product: src kinase associated phosphoprotein 2
Exons: 13
Coding region: 45-1061 (338 amino acids)
Cellular component (GO): cytoplasm; plasma membrane
Molecular function (GO): protein binding
Source: RefSeq, a predicted model, not a curated record
CGAGCGGCGCAGCCCCGCCCGCGCCCCGUCCCGCCGCCCGCGCCAUGUCCCGCGCUCCCGCCGGGCCCGCCGUGCCCGAGGACGUCUGCAGCCUCCUGGCAGAUGUUGAAACAUUUAUUUCCCGAGUGCUAAAAGGAGAAAAUCUAUCCAAGAAAGCAAAAGAAAGAAGGGAACUUCUUCUUAAGAAGAUAGAGGAUGCUAAGGCAAGUUACUCUUGGGAGUUCCCGGAGGAAGAACCGGAAGAUGAGGACAAGUCUGAGAACUCUCUUUCUUCGCUUCCUGAUAGUGUCUCAAUAGCGUCUUACCGAUAUGAUAAAGAGGAUGAAGCACCUUCUGAUGGGAAUCAGUUUCCUCCUGUUGCAGCUCAGGAUCUUCAGUUUGUUCUGAAGGCUGGAUACUUGGAAAAACGUAGAAAAGAUCACAGUUUUCUUGGCUUUGAAUGGCAAAAGCGUUGGUGUGCUAUCAGUAAGACAGUCUUCUACUAUUAUGGAAGUGACAAAGACAAACAACAGAAAGGUGAAUUUGCCUUAGAGGGCUACACCAUCAGAAUGAAUAAUAGCCUUCGGAAGGAUGCAAAGAAACAUUGCUGUUUUGAAAUCUCUGCUCCUGAUAAGCGCAUUUAUCAGUUUACAGCUGCCACUCCCAAAGAAGCAGAGGAAUGGGUACAGCAAAUCCAAUUUGUAAUUCAAGAUACAAGAUUUAGUACUAUUCCUGAGGAAGAAUACGAUGAUGUUGGACAAGAGAACAGUGAACUUACAGAUGAUAGCAUUUAUGAAGAACUUAAAGAAGAACGGGUUCCUUCAAAUGUUGAAGUGCCAAGAAAAGAGAGCCAGGAGGAUGUUAACACUGAUUCAGAUAGCGAAAACAUCGAUUAUGCCAAUUUCUAUCUAGGUUUGUGGGACUGCACAGGAGAUGUACCUGAUGAGCUGACAUUUAAACGGGGUGACGUUAUCUACAUUCUCAGCAAGGAGUACGAUGAAUAUGGCUGGUGGGUAGGAGAAAUGAAGGGAACCGUUGGCUUGGUGCCUAAAGCCUACAUAAUGGAGAUGUAUGAUAUUUGAGAGGCCUGGAUGCUUCUGCAGAGUCAAAUCUGGAUACCUUGGAAUUCUGAUACAAGUUGUGCAACAGAUCUUCAGUGCUACAUGGAUUAGUUCCUGCAGUCUUGCUGUCAAAUCCAGAACCUCAUGGCUGAAAGCGUCAGUUGAAACGUAAAAGUACGCUAAAAAACUACCACAUAUGGACAAGGGGCUUGGGCAAGUCAGAGUUAAUACUUUAAAUACUCUUGUUUUGGAGAUGUGCUUUGCCAUUAGCAUGCAAGAUCCACUUUUUUGAACCUUCCCACACAGUUGAUUUGUGAGACCCUUAAUCUGCCAAAGAGGCAGGUCAGGCCAGUCUUCGAGUUGCUGAGCCUGUGCAGGUCCCUGUGUAUUUGCUUGCGCUGUUUUCGCUUGAGGCGGACACUGAGAACAGUGUGGGUUAAAAGGUAACGUUAGUCUGAACUGGGAAUUCGGAUCCUUUCAGUAAACUAAGAUGUUGUGCUUUGUGUUAGAUAAUGUAUGGUCCUUGCUGGUACACUGGAUUCUAAUAGACGUCAAACAGGGUACGGAGUUUUGUUUUAAUUUUUUAAAAAGAGAUUGUCAUUGAAAUGGAUCCUGUGCGUUAUCAGCAAAGCAUUAAAAUGAUAGAUUAUAGUCUU